AGCCCGAGACCCAGCCAGUCAGCCACCACCUUGUGAAGCAGGCUGCCGGUGGGAUGGCCAUGGGCGUAUUCGGCGUGACCCCGCUCUAUGAAGGCUGGGACAUCAGCAGAAUUCGGCUGAAGACAGAGGAGCCUCUGAAGCCGGCUCACCCACUGGGGCCUCUGGUCCCAUCCAAGACCAAGCUCACCACCAUCGAGACUAAGCGCAUCAUGUCGGUGCUCGACGAGACCAUCUACAAGGUGGAGCUGAUCAGCUUGCUGUCCUACAUGGAGGAGCAUCCCAAGGCCCUGGAGGGGGUGCUGCCGCCAGAGAUCAUGAGUGUCGUGAAAGAUCACCUGAACUUCUGCCAGGCCCUCCUGCAAAUGGUCAGCUUCCUGCAGGAGAAAGAGAGGCAGCUGGAGGAAAAGAAUGGCCAGCAGGAAAGGUGGUACCAUGACUCCCACACCAUGGACAUGUACAAGGCCAGUAUCCCGAUGAUCAUACAGCAGGUCCAGGAGACCACGAAAAACGUCCUGAGAUGCCUGCUCAGCAACCCCUCAUCGGUCAAGCUCCUGCAGGAGCGGGCACCGGGCCGGAGCGCAGAGGCCCAGUGCUUCCUCCAGAGCCUGGUGGAGAUGCGGGGCUUCCUCUUCGAGAAGCUUCUCACCAGCCCCAUGGAGGUGAAGGAGAGGGCCCAGUUCCUGUACGACAUCACCCGGAGGAACAACCGGAACCAAGAGCUCAUCAAUUCUCUGGAAAACGAACUGGCCGAGAGAAUGAAGAACAGAGACAUGGAGGUGGAAAAGGAGAACUUCGUGAUCCAGGAGCUGAAGAACCACCUCCACCAGGUGCUCAGGUUCUCGGAGAACACGCUGCUCCGCACGAAGCAGGAAGCGGAGAAGCAGCAGAAGAUAGAUUUCCGGGCAGGGCAGGCCAGACUGGCCAAGGUCCAGCAGGAGGUGCUGCUGCUGCGAUCCCAGUUCCACAACUUGACCAUGGAGAACUGGGAGGCAGAGCAGGCGCUGAGGAAGAAAAAAUACAAAGUAGAGACGGAAAUUGAGAACUGGAUCCAGAAAUACGAUUCUGAGAUGGGUGAGAAGCAGGAGGAGAUCGAGGAGCUGGACAGCAUCCACAAGGAGGAGAAGCAGCAGCUGGCCGAGCUGCAGCAGAGGCACAAGGUGCUGGUGGAGGAGUUCUCCCAGAUCCAGGCAGAGCGGGAGAUCACCUCCAAGAAGAGGAUGGAGGCGGAGCGGGAGAUGGUGCGGAUGGUGAAGGCCGCCACGGUCAUCCAGGCCGUGUGGAAGGGCUACCUGGUCCGCUCCAUGCUCAAGUCCAAGAAGCGGGGCAAGGGCAAAGGCGGUGCAGGCAAAGGCGGCGGUGCGGGCAAAGGCGGCAAGGGCAAGGGCAAGGGCAAAGGCAAGAAAUGAGCCCCGCUCCCAGUGGCCGGGCUCCCCAGAGCUCCGCACCGGCCAGACACAGCUGUUUUGUCAGCAUUUGGAAUCUGAAGCAAGUUUGAAGUCGUUUCUGUACCCCUACAAAUAAACUUCUCUACAGGGCUGUCUGUGCGCCUGCCUCCCGUGCGGCAUGCGGAAGGCGUGAAUCCAUGGCUGGAUUUCAGUAGGAAGGAGACCCGUCAAAGUGCCUCCA
Molecule: messenger RNA, 1626 nt
Organism: Dipodomys spectabilis (banner-tailed kangaroo rat)
Lineage: Eukaryota; Metazoa; Chordata; Mammalia; Rodentia; Heteromyidae
Gene: Drc10
Product: IQ motif containing D
Exons: 4
Coding region: 54-1406 (450 amino acids)
Molecular function (GO): protein binding
Source: RefSeq, a predicted model, not a curated record